Molecule: messenger RNA, 1233 nt
Organism: Colletotrichum abscissum
Lineage: Eukaryota; Fungi; Ascomycota; Sordariomycetes; Glomerellales; Glomerellaceae
Product: O-methyltransferase
Exons: 4
Coding region: 1-1233 (410 amino acids)
Molecular function (GO): O-methyltransferase activity
Source: RefSeq, a predicted model, not a curated record
AUGGGAGAAAUCGCGGCCGAAGCCUCUUUGGAGCUCAGAAAGCUCGCGGUGGAUCUGCUCAAUGAAGUGGAUGCGUAUGACACAGCCAACGUCUUGAAUCCCAAGAGCGAUCGCGACUUCAAGUCUAGUAUUAUCCAAAGAGCACAAGCCAUCAUCGACAAGCUCGAGGACACUCCACGGGAGAGGGCUAUGAAUGAUUGCAUCAAGGUCGGCGAAAUGACCGCAAAGCAGCUCUUUAAUGCUUGGGGAGUCUUCCAAAAGAUCCCAGUACAAGGUUCAAUUCCAUACCAGGAGUUGGCUAGUAGUGUUGGAUGUGAGCUGCAGCUGCUGGUUCGCCUCGCGUGGAUGUUGAACUCCACUGGCAUCCUGAAGCAAGUCGGUGAGGAUGCUGUGGCCCAUACUGAAAAGUCCAAAAUGUUCAUCAAUGACAACCCGGACGGGGAUCUCACCAGAAUCGUCUUCGUACAUGGCAUGGUGUCAUUUGCCCAGUUCGAGAAGUAUUUCCAUGCCUACGGGCUCCAAGAACCACGAGGCCGAACACACGUUCCAUACACCUUUGCAUACGGCCAGCCAGAAAAGAACGUUUGGGAGGUCUCUCUCCAGAAUCCUGACGACAAGAGGAUCUUUUUGCGUUCAAUGAAGGCAAUGGGAAUGCUUCUUCCGGCCUGUGGCGUCUACGACUUCUCCUGGAUCUCAGAUGCCGCGCACUCGGGACUAGCUGACAGGCCCCUUUUUGUCGAUGUUGGAGGCGGCAGCGGUCAUGCCAUGAGGAUUAUCUGCGACGACUAUAAUAUACCAUUCGAUCGAUGCGUUCUCCAAGAUCUUGACACAGUUAUUGGCGAGGUCGCCCAAUCUCAAGAUUCUAUUGCCUCACUAGGAACGAAAUUGAUGGCAAUUGAUUUUCACAAGGAACAGCCAGUCAAAGGCGCACUUGUGUACUAUAUUCGUUAUUGUCUUCAUAAUUACAGUGAUGACUUGGUGGUGGAGAUCCUGGUCUGUAUCGCAAGCUCCAUGGCGCAGGAUAGUCGUCUGUUGAUCGCGGAGCAAGUCACGCCGAACCCGCCCUCGGCUCAUACGGCAGCCAUUGAUCUUUUGAUGCUGAGUGUCGGCGGUAAGGAACGGCCGAGACAGGUGUGGAAAGAUGUUCUCGCCAAGGCCGGGCUGGGAAGAGUCGAGUUUUGGACAUCACCGGGCAACCCGCAUGGCAUUAUUGAGUGCUUCAAGAGAUCUUGA